CAGGAAUAUUUUGUGCGAGGGAUGAAUGGACAUAUAAUGUUCAAUGAGAUUGAGGAACAAAAUGUGAUUCGAAGUUUGGCAGCAGCUGUUGAGCGGAGAAUGUCUAGAGGACUGAAGAUGGAGGUGCACACUUCUGACCGGCACGGUCUCCUAUCAGUCAUGAGCAGAAAAUUGAGAGAAAAUAACAUGUCAUUCAAAACAGCAGAGUUUGCAAAAGAUGGUUGUUUGGCCAUCGGAACAUUUUACAUCACUGACAACGAUGCAGACAAUAUUGAUCAACAAAAGGUGAAAAUGUUGGAAGAUGAACUCGAAAAAGACAUUUUAUUUGAAAAAAAGAAUGACCAUAAUAUUAACUCAACUAUUCGUGGGAGACGGAACAUUUUUUCCGCAUUUUGUUCUCUCGGGAGGAGCUUGUGGUUUCAUAUUAAACGCAUCAUCAGCACCUUUAAUUUCAUUAGAUAAACUAUUUUUUUUCUUUUUUUUUUAUUCUAAAUGUGUCCUAUUUUA
Molecule: messenger RNA, 507 nt
Organism: Phalaenopsis equestris
Lineage: Eukaryota; Viridiplantae; Streptophyta; Magnoliopsida; Asparagales; Orchidaceae
Product: ACT domain-containing protein ACR4-like
Exons: 2
Coding region: 22-462 (146 amino acids)
Source: RefSeq, a predicted model, not a curated record